Syngnathus acus (greater pipefish) is the source of this 1384-nucleotide messenger RNA. It is a transcript of the gene pnpo, whose product is annotated as pyridoxamine 5'-phosphate oxidase. Gene Ontology annotation, biological process: pyridoxine biosynthetic process; pyridoxal 5'-phosphate biosynthetic process. Bases 352 to 1038 code for a protein of 228 amino acids. The record is from RefSeq and is a predicted model, not a curated record. Gene Ontology annotation, molecular function: FMN binding; pyridoxamine phosphate oxidase activity. The transcript has 8 exons. Lineage: Eukaryota; Metazoa; Chordata; Actinopteri; Syngnathiformes; Syngnathidae.
AAAUACCACAACUAAAGACUUCCACAUUUCUUUUUAUGAAUCCUAAUGCUUUUCUACAUGUCCGCGGUCAUCCUUUUUGAAAGUCAUCAAGACGAUAAUCCAUGAACCAUUGGUUUGGGUAUGACAUUGCGUAUACAGUAUUAUUUUUCUGUCAACCAACUGCUGAAGCUAAACGAAGUUAUACAUUAACGUCAGUAACAAAACUUACGCAAUAUUUUUGCGUAACGCUAACUCGUUACGUCACAUGUGCGACAGGCAUGAGGCACAUACUGUCAUUGGGACCGAUUGUAUUAUUUAUUCGAGCAAAUCGCACAUUCCUUUCGCCUCCGACUGCGUGCAAACAGCUCCAGCAUGGAUCUCAGUGACAUGAGGAAGAAAUACAAAGGAGACGAGGAGUGUUUUGAGGAGAACCAGCUAUCUUCUCUGGACCCAAUCAAGCAGUUUGGAAGCUGGUUCGGUGAAGCCACCCAGUGUCCUGAGAUUGGAGAGGCCAACGCCAUGUGCAUCGCCACGGCAACCAAAGACGGACGCCCGUCGGCCCGCAUGGUUCUGCUUAAAGGUUACAGCGACAAUGGAUUCCGAUUCUUCACCAACUACGAGAGCCGCAAGGGAAGGGAGCUGGAGGGCAACCCUUACGCCUGUCUCGUCUUCUACUGGGAGCCUUUGAACAGACAGAUCCGCAUUGAGGGCGAGGUGGAGCGAAUCCCCUACCAGAGCUCUUGUGAUUAUUUCCACUCACGGCCAAAAAGCAGCCAGAUCGGGGCGGUGGUGAGCAGGCAGAGCACGCCGGUUCCCAACAGAGACUUCCUGAGGGAGAAAAAUGCAGAGCUAGAGGAAAAGUAUAAGGACACACAAGUGCCAAUGCCAGACUACUGGGGGGGCUAUAUGGUGAAACCCCAGCUGAUAGAGUUCUGGCAGGGUCAAACCAACAGGCUCCACGACCGCAUCGUCUUCACAAAAGUGGCUGCAGACGCUGAGCUAGGCGAGCAUCAGCGGCGUGGAGAAGGUUGCUGGGCUUAUCAGCGACUCUCGCCGUGAUCGCCCGACAUCGGCGGCAUCGAACCGCAGAAGCUUCAUCCUGACUUUACUUGAGUGCUUUUUAUUCUCCAUAAUGAGCAACAUUUAAACACAGUAGUCGAGUAGGCCCAAGUGUUCAUCAGAAAGGUACUACUUGUAAUGCAAAUAGAAAAUAGUGAAAAUUAAUCAAUAAUUGACGCCUUUAGCAGCCCAGGCUAAACUUAGCUCCUUCCCAAAAUACAAGCAUGUCUCUCAGUUGGGAGGUGCCACUCCAACAUACUUCCUUGACACCAAUGACAACUGUCCUACUUAAACAAGGUGAUGGUGCUAUCAUGUGGCAUCCAAAUAAAAAGCACAAGCAACUCCA